GCCGGCCUUGUUCUGGCUGCCGCCGCCGCGCUGAGGCGGAGUAGGAUGAGGCCCGCGGCUGCGGCUCCGGCAUCGGCGGGGGCAGCAGCAGCUGAGGCAGCAGCUGAGGCAGCCGCGACGGCUGCGCCGCCCGCUUCUGACCUGGAUUAGGCCCAGCAGCUCCGUGGCCGCCGCCGCCCCACGGGGGGGCGGGGUGGGGAAGUGCUUCGUCUCCCCGCCCCCCCCCCCGUCGCUUCUCAAGAGGCAACCGCCGCGACCCCAGCGAAGCCCACGGUCCAGCCUUGAGCCCCCACCCCCGGGGGCUGGCAUGAGCGGCCCCUCGGCGGCGCCGGGGGGCGGCGGAGUCGCCGUCGCCUGAGCCCCGGCCUGCCGGUCGACCCCACCUCGCCUACCGAGGCUGACCGCUGAGCUGCGAACGACCCCACCACUGCUUGCUUCCCCCCCAGAUCAUACGCUCCAGCCCCAGAAGAUGGGGAACUGCCUCAAAUCCCCCACCUCGGAUGACAUCUCUUUGCUUCACGAGUCCCAGUCCGACCGGGCUAGCUUUGGCGAGGGGACGGAGCCGGAUCAGGAGCCGCCGCCGCCAUAUCAGGAACAAGUUCCAGUUCCAGUCUAUCAUCCAACACCUAGCCAGACUCGGCUAGCAACCCAACUGACUGAAGAGGAACAAAUUAGGAUAGCUCAAAGAAUAGGCCUUAUUCAGCACCUGCCUAAAGGAGUUUAUGACCCUGGAAGAGAUGGAUCAGAGAAAAAGAUCCGAGAGUAA
This is a messenger RNA of Propithecus coquereli (Coquerel's sifaka), 766 nucleotides long. It is a transcript of the gene RNF11, whose product is annotated as ring finger protein 11. NCBI's taxonomy places the organism in Eukaryota, Metazoa, Chordata, Mammalia, Primates, Indriidae. The coding region runs from base 470 to 766 and encodes 98 amino acids. The transcript is spliced from 2 exons. The record is from RefSeq and is a predicted model, not a curated record.